AUGGGUUCUAACGAUGAAGAUAUGAGUCAGUCGCUUAAAACGGAAAUAAAAGAAACAAAUGAAACACUGAAUACUAAUUUUAUGGCAGAUGCUGUUAAAAAUCUUUUAAGAUUAAUGCCUAUCGAGGAUCAAACAGAAAUGGUUGAAUCUGAUGCCGAACAGAUCAGUAUUAGGAAAUACGACAGAUGUAAAAUAAAAUGUCAUUAUGUAUUACCAUUACACAACGAUGAUGCAUCACCAGAAGCCAAAUUUUAUAAAUAUUAUAAACCACUUGUUGCUCGCAAUCAAUUAUCAUUCACUGAAACCCAGUGUAAAGAGGAGAGUUCAGCUGGUGACAACGAAGAUAACGAUCAUGAUAGAGAUCCAGAUGAUGGUGGAGAUUCAGAUGAUAGGGAAGAUCCAGCUCAUGAUGAAGAUCCAGAACCUGGGGAAGAGAAACCGAUAUCCACAUUCAACAGAGAAAUAUUGUUAUUUCCUUUUCCUAUAAUGCACAAUAAUGCUUUAUGUAAAAUAUUUAGAGAUUUUAAAUUGUUAUUCUCAAGCUUACUUAUUUGA
Molecule: messenger RNA, 555 nt
Organism: Didymodactylos carnosus
Lineage: Eukaryota; Metazoa; Rotifera; Eurotatoria; Philodinida; Philodinidae
Source: the annotation of a GenBank genome assembly